This is a messenger RNA of Etheostoma cragini (Arkansas darter), 1626 nucleotides long. RefSeq names its product methionine sulfoxide reductase B3 (gene msrb3). Gene Ontology annotation, biological process: response to oxidative stress; protein repair. The record is from RefSeq and is a predicted model, not a curated record. The transcript is spliced from 8 exons. NCBI's taxonomy places the organism in Eukaryota, Metazoa, Chordata, Actinopteri, Perciformes, Percidae. Gene Ontology annotation, molecular function: peptide-methionine (R)-S-oxide reductase activity. The coding region runs from base 224 to 946 and encodes 240 amino acids. Gene Ontology annotation, cellular component: cytoplasm.
UGAAGAAGACUGUAGUCCGAUUACAUCAUGCUGUGACGAGGCUGGGGUCCUGUCCAUAAUUGGAGAUGUUCAGGCACUCUGUUCUACCCGUACACAAACACAGUCUGUCGGUCAACGGGACGUGGUGUGGUAGUCUUGUGUGCAGAUUAACACUGGCGACACUUCCCUUCUCUGUCACCGUUGCUUUUCUGUUGCUGCUUUUCUCAGUGUGACUGUUUUUCUCAUGGCUGUCCUCCUCAGACGUGGACUUUUCGUGACCCUUGGGCAAGGCUGCAACUCAGUCUGCCACCCUGCACUGCCUGCUGUUCUUCUAGUCCUUGGUUGUAGCCCUGCUGUGAAGUUCUACUGGUGGGUGGUGUACCUCUCUCCAGCAGCCAUGUCGGGCUUCAAUCUUCUGCAUCUAAUAACCAAGAGCCAGCCUGUAGCUCUGAGGCCCUGCAGUCUUCCCUCAGGAGCAUGUAGGACUAAGAAGACAUGGCCAGUGAGCUUUCCUCAGGAGGAGUUGAAGAAACGGCUCACACCUAUGCAGUACCAUGUUACCCAGGAGAGAGGAACUGAGAGUGCCUUCACUGGAGGGUUCACACAUCAUAAAGAUGAGGGGACCUACACCUGUGUUGUCUGCGGUGCCUUGCUGUUCAGCUCAAACACUAAAUUUGACUCCGGAUCGGGUUGGCCGUCCUUCUUUGACCUUGUGAAGGAAGAGUCCGUCACUGUCUCAGAUGAUUUCUCCUAUGGGUUACACAGAGUGGAGAUUACCUGCAGCCAGUGUGGAGCUCACCUGGGACACCUGUUUGAUGAUGGACCAAGACCCACAGGAAAACGCUACUGCAUCAACUCGGCCUCAUUGGGUUUUCAGCCCAAUGACGCGCCCUCCUCCAGCUCCAGCUCUGCGGCAGAGGAUGGAGCUGCCAGCAGCUCUGUGAGCAAUGGGAAGACGGAGCUCUGAAGAGACUCAGACUGCAGCAGACUGACAGCUGUGCUUGUGUAGGGAGAGCUCACAUACACAAUAAUAAUAGUUUUUGGUUCUGUGUUAUUGAUUCACAAUGGAAAGAUAGUGGGUGGUUAUAUUAUUACGAAAGGAAGGAAGGUGCUCAGGCUUUAGACUCAGAAAUACUCUGAUGUAUUUUCUAUGACAAAGGAAAGGACAAUUCAAAAAAGUCACAGUUUGCAAGACUUACUGUACCUGCUGAGUGCCUCAAAAGGAAUUCCCUAAUUUCCUUUAUUUUCUCAGUCUGGACAGUAGUAUUUGGUCUGCUAAUUUAAACAUGGAUGAAGUGCUGUGUAAUAGUAAAUGCACACACAUGCACGCACAUAAAUUGUAGAGUCUUUUUUUAUAUUGUAACGAAACACAUUAUUGGACAUUAACAUUUUAUUGGAAUAUAUUUUUGAAGUGAAUUUGAUACUGAGAGGAUGAUGUUAUUAAAUUGUCUAUGCAAGUGCUCCGUUUAGCAUUAACAGAGCCUACUGUGACAGAUAGCAUCUUAAUGUGGGCAAAUAAAGUGGUGUACUGUAGUCUUUAGGCCACUUCCUGUUUUCAUUUCUCUUGCAGUAGGAAAUAUUUUGAGUUUGUGUUCACAGCUUGCAUUUAAAUAAUUACUGUGUGAAUAAAGUAUCUAGAAACACUGA